Molecule: messenger RNA, 2478 nt
Organism: Heterotrigona itama
Lineage: Eukaryota; Metazoa; Arthropoda; Insecta; Hymenoptera; Apidae
Source: the annotation of a GenBank genome assembly
AUGUGUUCUAUGGUCGGUGUCGGUAAACGUCGAUGUAGCCAACGCUCCAAAAAUACCACAUGUUACGGUAUUCUAAAAGCAUCGUGCGUUGCAAUGCUUCACCAACGAUAACGAGUGUACGACAGUUAACAAUACACUCUAUUUAUAUCAUUUUUCUUCUCCUCCUCCUCCCCCCUCCCUUAAAAAAAAAGGAAAAAAUUUAGAAUUCACGAUCGUCUCGUUUGAAUCAUCACGAUGGAUUUGUACACGAAUAUUUAUUCGCACGUUGCACGAAUAUUCGGCCAGUCAUUUUUGUUUACUUUCUGUAUUCUUUUGCAUCUGAAUGCUACAUUAAACUGAAACAACGUGGCUCCGAAGACCAUGUCUCGUUCCAACGAAACGAGCGCAGAUGUUUACGAAUAUAAAAUUCUGUUUAUGCGACAGUAUCUUGAUUCGUCGAGUUAUUAUGUAAUUAAACAAACCUGUUCUUUUUCUCUUCAUAUCUGUAAUAAUUCAAUUUUUUCCCCCUCCAACUAAGAGUAAGAUUGCAGUUGAGUUUGCACUUCUACAAACACUUUGAAAUUGUCUGUCAUCUGUACAAGGCGUUGGUCACAGAAUGGCCAUUUAAUUUUUGUAUUGAUGUAUUUAAUAAUAAUAGCAAUGAUGCUGACUAGACAAGAUCCCUGACUAACGACCUGCUUUUAUAUUUCCAGAUACUUGCAAAAUUUAAAAGUUUUGUCGAUUACUGCAACUUGUGAUCGUAUAUGCGUGCCAAACAAAGCUAUAUCAAAGGGCAUUGAAGAGACCCAAUGGUUUCCUGACAUGAUGGAAAGUAAUCUAUAUGUGAAAAAUGAGCCGGGACUUGACGGGCAAUCAAUUGCAAAUCCACAACCGAACCCAUCCACUGAGGAUGCCGGAGGAGCUAGAGUUUGUUUCAUUUGUGGCACGAUAGGCCACGGGGAACAAUAUUGGCUGAGAGUAAAGCCAAGCCCGGGUGGUGCGCCAAACGAACCUUACUUUCCAUUUCUUGAAUCGCAUGAACCACCUGCCGGCUACCGUGGCGAUGGAGCCAGAAGCGGAGCCAUCAAGGCAUGCAGCCUUUGCUACGCCUUGCUGUUACAGCAAUGGGAGAGUUACGAGCAGGAUGCCAGACCUCAUAGUCAACGAAUUUAUUGGCUGAAACGGUGCGAUGGUGGCCCAUUCACAGGAGCCGAGAUGGCUCUUCAAGGAGAAUACGCGGCUCAGGUCCUGGGCUUAGCCAAUGACCAAACACCGCAGCUCCGACCAGAGAACCGGCCGAUUGGGAUAUCCCCGCGACUUCCGCUAAAUUCACCAUCGCCCAGAGUCGAACAGACGAGACCACCAUCGAAUUCCAUCGAGCUGCCAAGACCACACUCGAAUACGGCAGAAACGCACAGACACUUGGAACAAGCAAGGCUCACAAUGGAGUCUCCGCAUCAAAGACUUCAGUCACCGCAUCAAAGGUUACAAAGCCCUCGGCAGCCUGUAGAAGAUGCAAGAAUAUCCAACGAAGCGGCAUUGGAUUUAAGACAUGCGCCCAGGAGUUCACCUGCGCCGCAGCCAACGUUGCCACCACAACCUCAACCCAUUUACAGUGGUGGAUCGACAUCGAGUGCCGGUACUGAUAUUUUAGACCUUUCGAUGCCAGACAAAAAUUCAGUUACAGAAGUCUGUUACGUAUGCGGAGACGAAUUCAAAAGAGGGUCACUUAGUCAUAUUGCAGCAAAACCACUGCCAACCCCGCCACAUCCCUCUGCCAGUCCCCCGCCAUUUUUUCCUUCGCUAAUGCUUCAUCCAAGACCAAGCAGAAGCCGACCAAUGGACAGUGCUGGUCGUGUACAAGCCUGUUCAGCAUGUCAAAAUCAUCUUCUGUUACAAUGGAAGGCAUAUACCCGGCAAGGAGUCCCUCACGAUGAUCGGAAUUAUACGCUUCGUAAACGACAAGCACCCACUAUGGAUACAACUACUUUUAUCUGUUAUACUUGCGCGCUUGAGUACCCUUCGUCCAGUAUUAGACUCCUUUAUUGCUGUCCUAAUCCCGAGAAGGAGGCGUACUAUCCUUUUAUUUAUUCUCUGAGACCUCCGCAAGGAGCUAGUCCUAUUAGCCCUCAGGGAAUGGUGCAAGUUUGCUCCAUUUGUUAUAAAACUAUACCACAGAAGCAACAAGUAUUUGGUGGAGAGAAUCACGAGGCUCAACCGUCUGGACAGAGCGUGGAUUUUCGACAGCAAGGUCCCUCACCGAGACCUGCGGUGGCAAAGUCUCCGGCCAAUUCUGCUGGUAGUGAUAUUCGUUUCAAACCGUACGAUUUAAACAAAUCGAGCGUUGCUACGAAUAAACAACGCAGCGCGACCAUAAAAGGAUCCACUCCUGGGCAACGAAAUUCUCCGAACGGUCCCGCUGAAAACGGAACUGUCGUUCUCGGCCAAAAUUAUAGGUGCUAUAUUUGUGAGAGAUUGUAUCCUCGUUCUCAUAUGAAA